AUGGCGUCGAAAGUGUUGCAGUCAAACUACGAUGUUGACUAUGUUAUCAGUUACCGAAUCCCCGAAGAUGAUAAGGAAGCUGCAAUAGCUCAAUUCAAAAAGCUCGUUCGAGCCCUCGCCGAAACCGGGCUGACCACCGAAGUCCGCCGCGGAGACGAAACUUCCCUUCUGCUCUUCGUCAAGAUUUCGGAUGAGAGGAUCUUUGCACAGGUUGUGUACAGAUCUCGUAUCAAAGAUUGGCUAUACGGAGUCCGCCAGAUCCAACCGCGUGGUGAUCCAGCUGAGGCACUGGGGGCUGAGCCAUUGACGGACGCCGAAAGACACAGACACGUUCAUCAUAUGAUAUGCUUCUCCCGUGAAGAAGGAGGUGCGGGAAUCACACCCAACCAUGGUGAAUGGAAGAAUGUCGAAGCCGUGUUCCCAUUGCAGGAUCAUGUCAAGAACAAGAAGUGGUUGACCGAGUUCUCCAGCAAGACAUUCCUGAACCCGGAGGACCUGGACGACAUCAGGGACACUGUAGGCGAAAAGAUUGGUUACUACUACGCCUUUCUUCAAACCUAUUUCUCAUUCUUAAUAUUCCCAGCAGCCUUCGGCUUUUCCUGCUGGGUUUUGCUCGGCAAUUUUUCUGCCGUCUACGCUGUCGUCAAUGGACUAUGGUGUGUUGUCUUUGUUGAAUACUGGAAACGUCAAGAGCAAGAGCUGGCGAUCCGAUGGGGCGUCAAGAACGUCUCUGCCAUCGAAGCCAAGAGGAGAGAAUUCGAACCUGAGAGAGUCGCAACAGAUCCCGUCACCGGCGAAAAGGUCGCCUACUUCCCAGCAAAGAAGCGGAUCUUAAGACAGCUACUUCAAAUCCCGCUGGCGUUGCUCUGCGUUGUGGCCCUUGGAACGGUCAUCUGCACUUGCUACGCCAUCGAGAUCUUCAUUUCGGAAGUCUACAAUGGCCCGCUCAAGUCGAUCCUCGUCUUCACACCUACCAUCAUUCUGACCCUGGCGGUUCCUGCCAUCAGCAACUAUCUGACACAGUUUGCUGAGAAGCUGACGUUUUAUGAGAACUACGAAACCCAGGAGGCACAUGACCGCGCCAUGAUUUCCAAAGUUUUCGUUAUCAACUUCAUCACUUCCUACACAGCAAUCUUCCUGACAUCUUUUGUCUACGUCCCGUUCGCCUCACUCCUCGUACCAUACCUCGACGUUCUUAGCCUUACAGUCAAGCCGUUUGCCGAAAACGAGAAACAAAUGCAGACACCUUCGCCCGCCGCUUUCAGCAUCAAUCCUAACCGACUCCGAAACCAGAUGAUCUACUUUGCAGUGACCGCUCAGGUUGUCAACUUCGCCAUGGAGACCGUGGUGCCGGUACUUACGCAGAAAGGGACCAAGAAGUACAAGGAGAUGCAAUCCUCUAGAGCCGAGAAAAGCGGAGGCACGGCUCCAUCCGUAUCAGCGAAUGAUCCGCCCGAAGAGAAAGAGUUCCUUACCCGGGUCCGCGAAGAAGCCGCGCUUCCGGAAUACGACGUCACCUCAGAUCUGCGGGAAAUGUGCAUCCAAUUCGGCUACCUGGCCUUGUUCUCCGUCAUCUGGCCUCUCACACCAGUGUCGUACUUCUUCAACAACUGGCUCGAACUCCGCGGCGACACGUUCAAACUGACUGUCGAAUGUCGGCGGCCAAACCCUGUACGAGCCGACAGUAUCGGACCUUGGCUUGACAGCCUCGAGUUCCUCGCAUGGCUCGGCAGCAUCACGACCGCCGCGCUCGUGUACAUGUUUAGCGGAGGGAACGGACCGGACGGCAAGCCGCACACGAUCAAAUUGUGGGCGCUGCUGCUGAGCGUUUUCUUCAGCGAACAUAUUUUCCUGGUUGUCCGUGUUCUCGUUCGUUCAGCCAUCAGCAAGCUGGACAGCGCCGCCAUGCGUAAGGAACGCAGCGAGCGGUUCAUGGUCCGUAGGAAGUUCCUGGAGGAGGCCGGUCUCGCCGACGCUAUCAAGCCGCUCACCGCGUCGCCAAACAGCCCUCUACAGGAUGAGUCCGGGUCGCAGGCAUUUGCCUCGAUCACCAAAGAGACUCUAGAGGACGAUGCUCGACGAGACAGUCUCUCGUCAUCAGACCCGGCGGAUCGCUUCUGGAGGCGCCAACGCACCUGGACCGAGACGGAGAAGGUCGGUCUGACGCUGAUUGAGUUGAUGGACGUGGGUGGUGCCAAAUCCAAGAAGCAACAGUAG
Molecule: messenger RNA, 2217 nt
Organism: Capronia coronata CBS 617.96
Lineage: Eukaryota; Fungi; Ascomycota; Eurotiomycetes; Chaetothyriales; Herpotrichiellaceae
Exons: 3
Coding region: 1-2217 (738 amino acids)
Biological process (GO): chloride transmembrane transport
Cellular component (GO): cortical endoplasmic reticulum
Molecular function (GO): chloride channel activity
Source: RefSeq, a predicted model, not a curated record